CAGAAAUUGAUCAGUCUGUGAUCGAGUGCGACCGGCGGGCGGGGCGCGACCGGCGCGACGAACAUUUUAUACGGGAAUGUGAGCUUAUUAGGAAUAGUGAGUGUCGUGCCGUCUUCAGGUCUUCCGACAAGCUCCGUCAACACUGUCAAGAUGGCGGAGAAGACAUCGAAGAGCCCCUCCAAUGCGAGCGUCAAGCCGACGCCCAUGAAGCUUUUUGCAACAUGGGAGGUCGAGCGAACUUCUCCAAUAUGCAUACCCAGGCAGUGCACUCUGAAACUUGGGCAUCUGAACGUUGUAAGACCGUUCAGUUCAGAUCUUGGAUCUCUCCUGAUUGCUGUGAAAAUGCAGAGUGCCAAACGGACUCUGCGCUCAAAUGAAAUCCCGCUCCAGUCGACAGGGCUUUUGGACACUGAGCUUGAUCUGACAUUUUCCAUGCAGUACCCUCACUAUCUGAAGGGUGAAGGCAACAAGCUGCAGAUCAUGAUGCAGAGACGGAAACGAUACAAGAACAGAACCAUCCUGGGUUUCAAAACUCUGGCUGUGGGUGUAAUCAACAUGUCUCAAAUUCUGCAAAGGUCUGUGGACAAAGAGCUCAGGCUGUACUCUGACCCAAAAGAAAAGCAAAAUCUUGCGGCUGUAUUGACUAUGGAGUCACUGGUCAGUCAACCAGUGGAGCAAGAGGACAUGCCAAUGCCAAAGAGCAUGGAUACACCAUACCGCUAUGACUCAGAAGAAGAGGAAGAAUACAGCACAAACGAUGAAUGCUCAGACUCCGAACCUGUGCUGGACUCUCGAGGGAAGCCUCCAUCCAUCAAGCAUGUUGGAGCCAACAUGAGACAAAGAAACCUGAAGGAGAAGUUUAUGACCAUCUGGAAGAGAUUCAAAGUGUCAGAAGAUCUGCAAGGAUUGGAUCAGGAUCAGGACAUGGAUCCAAAGCUGGCCAAUGAAGUUGGAGAGUUGGAUGACCUUUUCAAUGAGCUUGAGUAUGCAUCAGACUCCGGGCCGGAGGUGGACACCGUGAGCAUCACAUCCAUACCAAAGCCGUCUCUGCGCCCAUUCUUCUCAUCAUCACAGAACCUACUGGGUGACAAUGCUCUGGCCAGCAAAGCCCCACCACAUACUUGAGAGCAAUGUCAGUCACCCUCUGAGGUACAGCAUGACACAAGUAGGCGUGCUUCCAUUACUGACCAUAUUCUAACCACAGGUCAUCAAAAUGUGUGUAUAGUAGUAUUUGUUUGCAUUUUUAAUGUUGGCAAUUUGUGUAUGGAAAGUAAAGACAGCCUGUCACAGGAGAAUGACAUGCCAGUGUAUUUAGUAUCUGUAGUUAGGUCACAAGAAGACAAUGGCUGUAGAGUAGUAUGAAGCACUGGUAAAUUCAUAAUGCAUUACUGUGCAAUGGAAACUGCUUUCAAGAUACCAGUAGCUGAGGCUGAGCUUUAUUUGUAUUGUGUGCUGCCAGAAUACUUAACAAAAUACACAAAUGAAACAUU
This is a messenger RNA of Amphibalanus amphitrite, 1490 nucleotides long. Its product is annotated as phosphofurin acidic cluster sorting protein 2-like. The record is from RefSeq and is a predicted model, not a curated record. The transcript has a single exon. Gene Ontology annotation, biological process: protein localization to plasma membrane. Lineage: Eukaryota; Metazoa; Arthropoda; Thecostraca; Balanomorpha; Balanidae. Bases 151 to 1125 code for a protein of 324 amino acids.